GGAGGCGAACGGCUCGGAGGCGGCCGGAGGAGCGGCCAAGCCCCAGACGAUGACUGCUGAAGCCAAGGGACCCCCGGAGAAGGGGGCGGACCCCAAGGUGCCCCCCGCCCCAUCCCGGCGCCGGGGCCGUCGGCUGAAGCUGCGGUCGCCUCCGGAGCCUCAGCUGAGGGGGAAGCUCCGCAUGCGCUCUCCCUCGGGAGCCUUCGUCCUGGUGGGCAUCUCGGUGGUCCUGGUGGGCAUGACCAUCGCCGUGGUGGGCUACUGGCCCCACCCCCGGGGGUCGGGAGGUGGGAACGGGGCGGGGAACAGCAGCGCCGGGGGGGAGGUGAGGAGGGAGGUGUCGGUCAGACGGCACCUGCCCCACGGGGAGAAGCUGAAGCUGAUCGGCCCCGUGAUCAUGGGCAUCGGGCUCUUCAUCUUCAUCUGUGCCAACACCAUGCUCUACGAGAACAGGGACAUGGAGACCCGCAGGCUGAUGGAGAAGGGGCUCAGCUCCGUGGCCGAGGGGACCCUGCCCGAGGGGACCCUCCCCGAGGAUGGGGACGGCCACCCCCCUGUCCCCAAGGCCACUGCUGAGUGCCUGGAGGGUUGUUACCAGGUGGAUCUCUCCUGCCAGCCCCUCGCCAGCCCCGGCAGCAAAUGGUCGGACAUCUACGGCCCCAACAAGCUCCAGACCAGGGCUGAGCUCCUCCAGCAGCCACCAGCAGCAUCUCCCACCACCUCCCUCCUCAGCCUCCCCUCCGCAGCUUCCCCAGAGCUCAACCUCAGCCUCUCCUCGGCCGUGGGUGCCCUGACCCUUCCCGUCAUCAAACUCAACAACUGCUUGCUGGACGCGGCGGGGCGAGGGGUGGGCAAGAGGCAGGAAGGGGACCCCUCCCGGCCCCCCAUCAAAGCCCCGUGGCUCCCCGCUGGCAGCAGCAGCAUCUUGCCCCGUGGCCAGGCCCGUGGUGGUGGUGGUGGCCACGGUGGCCACGUCAUCAUCAACAUGGAUGGUAGCUGCCUGGGCACAGAGCCGGGGGUGGAGCUGAGCAUGGAUGGGCUGCUCCACACCCCAGGACACUCCAAAUCCCUGGAUCUGGGCCGUCCCGGGGUGCUGCUGGUGGCCCCCAUCAAGGACCGUAAGAACCGGAGUUGGCCCCGACUGGACCACAUCAGCCUGGUGGGUUACACCAAACUGGAGAGCACUGGGGAGUCCUCGGACCUCCUGCUGGAACCCAGUGACCCCCCGAGCCGGGGAGAGCCCCGACCCUGCUCCUGGGCAGUGGGGAUGGAGCAGGGCACACAGGUCUGAUGUCCCCAACACCCUUGGGGACCAUGACGUCGCAAUCCUUCAGCCUGGCACCUGGAACCCAGUGGUGACCCCAAAACCCCACGUCCAGGAGGGGUCUGGGGGACCCAGAUGCUCCAGGAGAGGUGCCAACCUCCUGCUCCCUGGGGAGCACUGCCUGGGCUGGGCUCCUGGCUGCCUCCUGACAGCUUCCCCAUGGAUGCUCCUGGCCUUACAAACCCUUCUCCUGGUGGCUUUGCUGGAGGAGCCCUCGCUUGGGGGCCCAACAGAAACUGCAGGAUGGGGGAUGCAGGGUGGGGGAUGCCCCACCAGCCCCUGCAGCACUUUAUUUCAGCAGGGUUGGGGUGGGGAGAUGUCGGGGGUUUUUUUUUGGGGUGGGGGUGAUGUCCCCUUGGCCAACCUCAACCCACCAGGAAAUUCAUUGGACCAGAGCACGUGAGCCCAUCAGGGCCA
Calypte anna (Anna's hummingbird) is the source of this 1741-nucleotide messenger RNA. RefSeq names its product transmembrane protein 200B (gene TMEM200B). Bases 50 to 1291 code for a protein of 413 amino acids. The record is from RefSeq and is a predicted model, not a curated record. Lineage: Eukaryota; Metazoa; Chordata; Aves; Apodiformes; Trochilidae. The transcript has 2 exons.